GGAUGGAUUACUGGUGAGUGGGUUUUAAAUGAUUUAUCAGCAACAGUGGGAGCUCAGCAUGGAUCAGGAGGGCAAGAUUGAGGCCACAGCACGCAACGAGGCCAGCGAGUCGAAUGCUUCCAAGACUCGCCAGAAGCGGUCCCUCAAGGCUCUGGAAGAGUACCGCGCUCGGCGAAUGGCCCGUCUCAAGCGGCGCGAGGAGCAAGACAAAGCAUUCCGUCUGCGCAUGGGAGUCAUCAAAGAGGCCGCGAAGGCACACUGCGCCCUUGAUCUCAUGAGCUUUGCAAUUUGGGAAAAGCAGACGGACGCCUGGAGAGCCUGGCGGAAGGAGGUAGAGGAAAAGGCGGGGAGGAUUUCACCGCGACCACCGUUGAUGGAGAUGGUGCUGGAAGACCAUGUCCAGAGUGAAGAUGAGAAGUACCGCUACGAAGAGGAUGGCCAUUGGUUUUGACUGGCCAUUUGAAACCGGAAGAGGAGAGGGGCUUUGUUGUCUGGCCGGAAGAU
Molecule: messenger RNA, 504 nt
Organism: Laetiporus sulphureus 93-53
Lineage: Eukaryota; Fungi; Basidiomycota; Agaricomycetes; Polyporales; Laetiporaceae
Exons: 1
Coding region: 59-451 (130 amino acids)
Source: RefSeq, a predicted model, not a curated record